AUAGAUUGUUUGAGUCUCGGGUUUCUGUGACUGGAGUAUACAUACUCCGAGUAUGUCUAACAACCCUGAUACCUGAAGACUAUUGCCAUAUUUAGUAACAAUAUGCAUAGUAUAUUCUAGGUAAGGAUCAUCACUGAAAACUUUCCGAAAUUUCUUAUUGUUGACGUUAACUUUCAGAUUUUAAGAUGUCGCUGUAGAGGCAACCAGUUUGUUUAAGAAGGUAUUCACCAAACAAUUACAGAGCUACCUGGGCGGCUAUCAGACAAGAUGACAACGGCGGAGGAGAAUGGAUGCCAUGAUGACGAUCAUUUCGGAGUUGCAGUCGUUGGCGGAGGAAUUGUGGGGUUAGCUCUCGUCACUGGACUACUUCAUCGUGGGAUAAGAGUGAAGCUCUACGAAAAAACAUCUGCUUUCCGCCCUAUUGGGGCAGGGAUCGGUUUCACUCCAAACACUCAACAGGCCCUGCAGUUGCUGAACCCAGGUGCUUUUGCUGCCCAGCAGAAAGUAACGACCGCAAACGGUGACCCAAAAAAUCCAAAUGACUGGCUAUUAUAUCUGGAUGGGUACAGUAGUGAUGUUGAGGAGCUCAUAUUUAAGUUACAUGCUGGCUAUCGAGGUUUUGAAGGCUGUGUGCGGGCGGACUUUCUCGAUGAAAUGCUCAAACUCAUACCCCCGGAGAUUAUCCAGUUCAAUAAGUCAAUCGUAGACAUUGUGGAUCCAGGCGACGGUGCAAAGGUUCAGAUGCACUUCAAAGAUGGCAGCACGGCUCAAGCGGAUGUUGUUAUUGGCUGUGAUGGUAUCAAGAGCCGGGUACGAAAGUUGAUUUUGGGUGAGAGCCAUCCAGCAGCAGAGCCUUCCUACAAUCACCAGUACGCCUUGCGUGAUGUGGUUCCCAUGGACCAAGCUAUAGAGAUUCUGGGAGACUUCAAAGCUCGCAAUCGGCACAUGCAUCUCGGACCAGGUGGCCAUGUUGUCACUGUCCCAAUCGCUCACGGCAAGAUGAUCAAUGUGGUCGCUUUGAUCGAGGAUCCAAGUGAUUGGCCUGACCCAACACAGCUAACUAGGAAGGGAGGUGGGCAGAAAGCUAUCGAGGCCUACAAAGAUUUUGGCGCCCCCGUCCGGAACCUCAUAAAGGCCAUGAUUGAGAGGAAUCCUACACCCGAUCUAUGGGGAAUUUUUGACAGCGUCGACAACCCCACACCAACCUUUGCAAAGGGCCGGGUGUGCAUUGCUGGAGAUGCAGCACAUGCCACUUCUCCUCAUCAUGGAGCCGGCGCUGGUAUGGGAAUUGAGGACGGUUUAGUCUUGUCGACACUGCUGGCUAAUGUUGCUUUGUUUUCGAAGCUCAACCGAGCUGCUGCUGUGAGAGCGGCUCUCAACGCAUACUCCCAUGUGCGGAAAGAGCGUUCACAAUGGGUGGCGGAGAGUAGCCGGGUGAUCGGACAGGUGCUAGAAUGGAGGUAUCCAGAGACAAUGCGGGAUUGGGAAAAAUGUCAAGCUGAGCUUACUUGGCGAUCUCACCGAAUCUGGCAUUGGGACCAGCAGGCCAUGUUGCAGGAGGCACAGAGUGCGUUUCAGAAGCUUCUGGGGAGUGUGGAAUAAGACUACUUAUGCAGAUGUAUGUUUCUCUAUUUGAUUUUCGUUGUUUUUUUGCCAGUUCCUGUGCGUUUUUGUAGCUGUGCUUAUUAAAAGAAAAUAUAGGUUAAGUCUAUACGAUUAGGGCUGAUUUCAGGCUAUAUCAAGUGACGAAAACCAAAGUCCUCC
Pseudogymnoascus verrucosus is the source of this 1764-nucleotide messenger RNA. RefSeq lists its product as uncharacterized. The transcript is spliced from 3 exons. NCBI's taxonomy places the organism in Eukaryota, Fungi, Ascomycota, Leotiomycetes, Thelebolales, Thelebolaceae. The coding region runs from base 268 to 1602 and encodes 444 amino acids. Gene Ontology annotation, molecular function: FAD binding. Gene Ontology annotation, biological process: secondary metabolite biosynthetic process. The record is from RefSeq and is a predicted model, not a curated record.